Molecule: messenger RNA, 1835 nt
Organism: Vitis vinifera (wine grape)
Lineage: Eukaryota; Viridiplantae; Streptophyta; Magnoliopsida; Vitales; Vitaceae
Product: ammonium transporter 2 member 3-like
Exons: 3
Coding region: 41-1420 (459 amino acids)
Biological process (GO): ammonium transmembrane transport
Cellular component (GO): plasma membrane
Molecular function (GO): ammonium channel activity
Source: RefSeq, a predicted model, not a curated record
CUUUUUCGUUUCUUCCUCUGUUUUUGUCUCUCCUCCUUUUAUGAGUUGGCCGCAACUUGAGGGGCCUCUUCCUUCGGGACUUCGGCCGGAUGAGGGGUCUCCGGAAUGGAUGAACAAAGGGGACAAUGCAUGGGAGCUGACAGCAGCAGCUUUGGUGGCCAUACAGAGCGUUCCUGGGCUUGUAAUCUUGUAUGGUAGCAUGGUGAAGAAGAAAUGGGCAGUGAAUUCUUCCUUCAUGGCCCUUUACGCCUUUGCGGUGGUGCUCAUAUGUUGGGUGCUUUGGGCCCAUGAGAUGUCCUUCGGGGAAAAGAUGUGUCCUAUCCUGGGAAAGCCCAACUUUGCAUUGGGCCAGAAGUAUCUGCUGAAGAGGGCAAAAAUUUGGUACAUCCCGACCGCCACUUACGUGUUCUAUCAAUUUGCAUUUGCUGCCAUCACUGUCAUAUUGCUUGGUGGGUCGGUGCUUGGGCGGAUGAAUUUCUAUGCUUGGAUGUCCUUUGUUCCUCUGUGGCUCACCUUUUCUUACACCAUUGGAGCCUUUAACAUUUGGGGCAGUGGGCUUCUUCAAAACCGUAUCAUAGAUUUCUCGGGUGGUUAUGUCAUUCAUCUUUCGUCCGGGGUGGCUGGUUUCACAGCGGCUUAUUGGGUAGGACCAAGGCUUUCACAUGACAGGCAACACUUUCCACCAAACAACAUAAUUCACAUGUUGGGAGGAGCAGGCUUCCUAUGGGUGGGUUGGACAGGUUUCAACGGCGGGUCUCCAUUUGCAGCGAAUGAGAUCACUUCACUAGCUAUUCUCAACACCCAUAUCUGCACAGCCACCAGCCUCUUCGUGUGGCUGUCAAUGGACAUGUUGGUUUAUAAGAAAAGCUCUGCCAUUGGGGCUGUGCAGGGGAUGAUCACUGGUCUCGUCUGCAUCACUCCUGCUGCAGGGAUAGUGGAACCAUGGGCAGCAGGGUUGAUGGGAGCAAUGUCUGGUUCAAUACCCUGGUACACCAUGAUGGUUUUGCACAGGAAAUCAGCUUUCUUCCAGAAGGUUGAUGACACCUUGGGUGCCUUCCACACACACGCAGUGGCUGGCACUUUGGGAGGACUCCUCUCUGGAAUAUUAGCCAAACCCAGCCUUUUGAAGCUAUACUACACGGAGACAACGUAUGGACCAGGCUUAUUUUAUGGUCUAAUUCAGGGUAGAUUAAUGGACAGUCUAAAACAAAUGGGCUUCCAGAUUCUAGGAGUUGUUUUUGUGGCUGCAUGGAAUGUGGUUGUGACAAGCUUGAUCUGUAUAUUCUUAAGCCGCUUUCUUAAUCUCAGAAUGACAAAGAAACGGUUGCUUAAUGGUUAUGAGAAAUGGCUUAUGACAACACAAAGAGACGAUUGCACGCACGCGGAUGAUAUGAAGAAAGACUCAAGGAUUACACCAUAAAAUUAAGUCUCGCAUCUGGGUUUCGUUUUGGAGCUUCUGCUUCUGGGUUUCUCUGGGUGGAAAAUGGGUCAAUGUGUUUCCCGGUCGAUGGGGUCUGCUGCAAAGGAGAGGAGUGUUGGGUUGAUGGCAAUGGCCAAGGAGAAGAGGUCCAGAUUUUAUAUUGCUAGGAGAUGUGUGGUGAUGCUGCUCUGUUGGCAUAAACAUGGCAAGUAUUAAUCUCCUUCUCUCUCUCUCUCUCUCUCUCCCCUUCUUUGUUUCAGUUUUCUGGAAGUAAAUGUAAUUGGGGAGGGAUGUACAGGGCACAUGACUCGAUCAUUCUCCGGAACAAAGAAAAAGAGAUUGUGGGGAAAAUUAUUUCAUGUCUUCUGUUCUUGUCCUUGUCCCGUGUUCAAUUAUUCAUUCUUGGCCGUGAAGA